Molecule: messenger RNA, 1553 nt
Organism: Limanda limanda (common dab)
Lineage: Eukaryota; Metazoa; Chordata; Actinopteri; Pleuronectiformes; Pleuronectidae
Gene: steep1
Product: STING1 ER exit protein 1
Exons: 1
Coding region: 141-818 (225 amino acids)
Source: RefSeq, a predicted model, not a curated record
GACACCGGAAGUGUUGCGUAGUUUCUGUACACUUGCUCCGUGUGUUGAUCGUGUUUAUGUCGUCACGGCGGCUCACUAGCAGCGUUUAGCUACAAAAACAACAACAAAAACAACAACAAGGUGUUAAAAACUAAUCCAAGAUGCCGAAGGUCGUGUCCAGAAGCGUCGUGUGCUCGGACACCCGGGACCGGGAGGAGUACGACGACGGGGAGAAGCCGCUGCACGUCUUCUACUGCCUGUGCGGGCAGAUGGUGCUGGUGCUGGACUGCCAGCUGGAGAAGCUCCCCAUGAGGCCCUGGGACAAAGCCCGGGUCAUCGACGCCGCCAAGCACGCACACAAGUUCUGCAACGUGGAGGUGGACGAGACCGCGUACGUGAAGCGGGCCGAGGGCAUCGAGAGGCAGCGCCGCAAGAAGUGCGGCAAGUGCGGCCUGCUGCUCUUCUACCAGCACCUGGAGAAGAACAGCCCGGCCACCUUCAUCGUGGACGGCGCCGUGGUGAAGUACAGCCUGGGCUACGGAGGCACCAGCGUGUACAGCACCAAGCCCGAGCCGCCCAAGAAGGUGCGAGUCAUGAUGACCAAGAGGACCAAGGACAUGGGCAAGUUCAGCUCCGUCACCGUGUCCACCAUCGACGAGGAGGAGGAGGAGAUCGAGGCCCGGGAGGUGGCCGACUCGUACGCCCAGAACGCCAAGGUGAUCGAGAAGCAGCUGGAGAGGAAGGGCAUGAGCAAGAGGAGGCUGCAGGAGCUGGCCGAGCUGGAGGAGGCCAAGAAGGCCAAGAUGAAGGGGACGCUCAUCGAUAAUCAGUUCAAGUAGACUAGUGUCACUGAGGGAGGGAGGGACACACAUAAACACACACACACAGACAGACACACACACAGGGCAUGAGCAAGAGGAGGCUGCAGGAGCUGGCCGAGCUGGAGGAGGCCAAGAAGGUGAAGAUAAAGGGGACACUCAUCGAUAAUCAGUUCAAGUAGACUAGUGUCACUGAGGGAGGGACACACACACAUAAACACACACACAGACAGACACACACACAGGGCAUGAGCAAGAGGAGGCUGCAGGAGCUGGCCGAGCUGGAGGAGGCCAAGAAGGUGAAGAUAAAGGGGACACUCAUCGAUAAUCAGUUCAAGUAGACUAGUUUCACUGAGGGAGGGACACACACACAUAAACACACACACAGACAGACAGACACACAGGGCAUGAGCAAGAGGAGGCUGCAGGAGCUGGCUGAGCUGGAAGAGGCCAAGAUGAAGGGGACGCUCAUCUACUACUACUCAGUUCAAGUAGACGAGUGUCACUGAGGGAGGGACACACACACACACACACACUGACUGUUGACCUGUUUCCAUCCAUGGAUCCUGCAGCUUUGACCUGAUCUGUUCAGCUUGUCUGGAGUAACAUCACCUUUUUAUAUACGCUUCACAUAUCUGGACACACAGAGAAAAAAAGGACUGAUGAAGAGGGUGUUACAUGUUUUUCGAUCCUGGAAAGAAGUUGUAGAUGUUUUGAAAUGUUAUUUUUUACUAAAUUAAAAAAACAAAUACACCU